CACAAUCGUUUAGGCAGAUCAGAAAUAAAUUUGGUCACUCAUUGGAAACAAUUAGCCGCAAGUAUAGUGAUGUCCUUAAUGCACUUUAUAAGAUGUCAUCUGACACAAUCAAGCCAAAAGACCCAAAUUUUGUGGAGAUUCAUCAACGUUUGCGAGAGGCGAGGUUUUGGCCACACUUCAAGGAUUGCAUUGGCGCAAUAGAUGGUAGUCACUUCCCAGCGGCAGUGCCGGCUUCGGAACAAGCGAAAUAUAUUGGCCGACACGGUUACACGUCGCAGAAUGUAAUGGCGGUAUGUGACUUCGAUAUGAGGUUCACAUUUGUGGUGACAGGAUGGCCAGGUUCCGUACAUGACACAAGAGUACUACAUGAUACUUUAAUUACUUAUGCGGACAGGUUCCCCCAUCCACCGGAAGGUAAAUACUAUCUUGUCGAUUCGGGUUAUCCAAAUAGAAAGGGGUACCUUGCACCUUAUAAGGGUCAGAAGUACCACGUUACGGAAUGGCAAAAUGCGAGGCAACCUAUUGGGAGUAAAGAAGUUUUCAACUAUGCGCACUCAUCGCUGCGAAAUGUUAUUGAGCGAUCAUUUGGGGUGCUAAAAAUGAAGUGGAGAAUUCUAUUAAGUCUCCCUUCAUUUUCGCUUGAGAAACAAUCGAAGAUAAUUAUUGCAUGUAUGACACUGCAUAACUUCAUUAGAGAUAGUGCUCUACACGAUAGAGAUUUUGAUGACGUAGGACCUAAUAGCCUAAGUCAUGUUCUACCUGCAGGUGAGAGUAGUACUAGCACAUCUGAUGAGUUAGACAUGAGUGAUUUUCGAGAUGCAAUUGCAAAUGCAUUAGUGUCGUAGUUAACUUAGUGCAGUUGUAACGGUACUUAUGAUGUAAUCAACU
Messenger RNA from Zea mays, 888 nucleotides. RefSeq names its product protein ALP1-like. The transcript is spliced from 2 exons. Lineage: Eukaryota; Viridiplantae; Streptophyta; Magnoliopsida; Poales; Poaceae. The coding region runs from base 93 to 845 and encodes 250 amino acids. The record is from RefSeq and is a predicted model, not a curated record.